AUGCGAAUUAUUGAAACCUGGGGAACUGGGUUUCGAAGAGGACGAUGUGACAAGAUCGAUCCGAUCUCGAAGCGGAAAUCAUUUUUCCAUUUGCCUGUGUCUGUCGUCGAUGACCGCGACAGGGACAGGAAAAAUUUGAAGAAUACAAUAGAUUUAGAUUCACGCUCAUGUGGGGGGGUGACGGUGGUCGCUGGGUGCGACAAUGUCAACAAGUCUUACGAGCUUCCAGAAAAUUAUUUAGAAACCCUAAUUCCCAAAUGCUCGCUUCUCUUCCUGAAUCACCCGAUCCUCCAUCAUCGUCCCUCGGCUCUCCUUGCUCUAUUCGGUGUCCGCCUCGGCUCUUCCUCUGUCUUCAUCAACCGCGGUCUGGCUCGUCCGCGGCGGAGGUGGGCUUCGCUUCACGGCUUCAAGCGACAUCCUUUGUCUUCGUCUUCGUUCGGGCUCACGCGCCGCCGCACACGCACCCUCUUGAGCUCGCUGUCUUGGCUCUUCCUCCUCUCGUCUCUCCGCAAGAUCGACGUCGCUUCUCGCCGGACGUGGUUCCUCUCCGGGCAAGGUUCAUGUCAACCUCUGAGUUUGAAAAAAAAACUGGUCAGAGAGAAGAUAUUGGAUAAACAACUACACAGUUUGCUAGAGCAAUUGGUAGCAAAGCAGGCCCAAGCAGAAGCCUUGGUGAGUGAAGUUCAUCAGAAAGAAAAGGAACUAGAGGGGUUGAGUGGGCUGUGGAAGAGGCUGGAGAGUAAUUCUUUGGAGGUGAAUGCUACGAGAAAUCGGUUUGGAAGAAGCAUAUUUGACAAAGGUUCUGCUUCUUCAUAUUACAUAGUUGACGUGCAACACAAACCCCUCUUUACCAUUGGCCGAUGGGACAGCCUGCAGAGGCCAGCUCUGCUAAGGUCUGAUACUGUCCGUGACUCACCAACUGAUUCUUUAAGAGUUGCCAGAGAUAACGGGCUUGGGAAUGCUGAUGCUGGUGUUGGAGGAUUUUCCGACAGUAAGGUAGUUACCCUAUCUUUCCCCUUCAAUUGGUAUUGGGCAAUUAAAGUUUAGUUCUAUCCAGGCAUUUGUAAACUUGGCAUUAUAUCGCCUGAAUAUCACAUCAGGGCAUUGUGUAUGUAUCAUUCAGAUGAA
Messenger RNA from Syzygium oleosum, 1128 nucleotides. RefSeq lists its product as uncharacterized. The record is from RefSeq and is a predicted model, not a curated record. The coding region runs from base 1 to 1047 and encodes 348 amino acids. NCBI's taxonomy places the organism in Eukaryota, Viridiplantae, Streptophyta, Magnoliopsida, Myrtales, Myrtaceae. The transcript has 5 exons.